CUUCAAUUCCCCCCCAAUUUUCCAAUUCUCUAUAACAAAAAUUUUAAUCAAUUUUGAAGAACAAAAAUCAAAGCAAAAUGGAGUUCACAAGUUUAGUUGAUACUUCUCUGGAUUUGAACUUUAGACCUCUUCGAGUUUCCGAUGAAUUACCAAAACAGGAAGUUGAGAGUAAUUUCAUAGGACUUGGAAGAGAUCUGGUACCUGUAAAAGAUGAGGCAAGUAAUUUAAUAGAGGAACUAAAUAGAGUAAAUGCUGAAAAUAAGAAAUUGACGGAGAUGUUAACAGUUAUGUGCCAGAAUUACAAUUCAUUGAGGAACCAAUUGACGGAAUAUAUGAGCAAGCAGAAUAGUAGUACUAGUGGAGCUGAUCAGGAUCAGAACAGCGAUGGAUCGAAGAAAAUUAAAAUUGAAAACAACAACAAUAAUAAUAAUAAUAAUGAAAUUGUGAAAUCGUCAGUUCAAGUGUUGAAUUCAGAGAGCAGCUCAAGUGAUGAAGAUUCAUCUACAAAGAAACCAAGAGAAGAACACAUUAAAACUAAGACUUCAAGAGUUUAUAUGAGAACUGAACCAUCUGAUACUUCUCUUAUAGUGAAAGAUGGAUACCAGUGGAGGAAAUAUGGACAGAAAGUAACAAGAGACAAUCCAUCUCCAAGAGCUUAUUUCAAAUGCUCUUUUGCUCCUACCUGUCCCGUUAAGAAAAAGGUUCAAAGAAGCGUGGAAGACCAAUCGAUUCUAGUAGCAACCUAUGAAGGAGAACACAACCAUUCUAAAGUGGAUACCGCAGGCCCUGUUACAACAACUUCCCCGUCUAGCCGAUUUAACCCGAAAAAUAAUACUUAUGCUGCUGCGGUAAUGCCAAGACAAACCUUAACUCUUGAUUUGGCAGAACCAAAAACAUUACAAAAUGAUAUCAAAAAAGUUCAUAGCAUUACAAGUACAAGUAGUGCAAGUGGUCAGAAGCGUAAAUCACCAGGAACUGAUCAACAACAGCAAAAUAGACCAGAGUUUCAACAUUUCUUGAUAGAACAAAUGGCUUCAUCAUUGACUAAAGAUCCAAGUUUUCAAGCAGCCUUAGCAGCCGCCAUAUCAGGAAAAUUCUUGCAAAAUAAUAGUAACACUAAGGAUAAAUAAUUAAAACGAAAAUUAUGUUGACACAUUGAAAUGUUCCAGAGAAAGACAGGCAGCCACUAGGACAUGUCGUUAUAAAUUGUAUAUAUUGUUUACUAUAUUUGUCUUCUUUUUUUUUGGGAGAACAGUAGCCAGUAGGUAGGACUAGUAAGUGCACGUGAAAAUGGGAUGGGCUAAUUUUCUAUAGCAGCCUAUAUUAGUUAGGUCUCAGUUUGCUCCUUUUCAGUCUCACAAGAUUGAGACUUUUGGUGGCCCUUGAAAUUAAAGUGUUGGAUUUGCUCAAAUAAAUAUUUUUAUAAUUUGAUUU
Messenger RNA from Solanum lycopersicum (tomato), 1434 nucleotides. Its product is annotated as probable WRKY transcription factor 40. The record is from RefSeq and is marked validated. Gene Ontology annotation, biological process: regulation of DNA-templated transcription. Gene Ontology annotation, molecular function: DNA-binding transcription factor activity; sequence-specific DNA binding. NCBI's taxonomy places the organism in Eukaryota, Viridiplantae, Streptophyta, Magnoliopsida, Solanales, Solanaceae.